AUGGACGGCGGAGGUCCGGCGGAUACAGAGAUGGCGGAUGCCCCACAACAGCAGCAGCCUCCUCCACAGCAGCCACCGCCUAUGGGAGGUGGAGGGGUGGAGAAUAUACCUGCAACGUUGAGUCAUGGAGGGAGGUUUAUACAAUAUAAUAUAUUUGGAAAUAUAUUUGAAGUUACUGCUAAGUAUAAACCUCCUAUUAUGCCUAUUGGUAAAGGGGCUUAUGGCAUCGUCUGUUCGUCGUUGAAUUCAGAGACAAAUGAGCAUGUGGCAAUAAAGAAGAUAGCGAAUGCUUUUGAUAAUAAGAUUGAUGCAAAGAGGACACUUCGUGAGAUCAAGCUGCUUCGCCACAUGGAUCAUGAAAACGUUGUGGCAAUCAGGGAUAUAAUUCCUCCACCCCAGAGGGAAUCAUUUAAUGAUGUUUAUAUUGCAUAUGAGCUAAUGGACACUGACCUGCAUCAGAUCAUUCGCUCCAAUCAAGUGUUAUCAGAAGAGCACUGUCAGUAUUUCCUGUAUCAGAUCCUCCGUGGAUUGAAAUAUAUACAUUCUGCAAAUGUCCUGCACAGAGAUUUAAAACCUAGCAAUCUCCUUUUGAAUGCCAAUUGUGACUUGAAGAUAUGUGAUUUCGGUCUGGCUCGUGUUACCUCCGAAACUGAUUUUAUGACGGAAUAUGUUGUUACAAGAUGGUAUCGAGCACCAGAGCUGCUCUUGAACUCCUCAGAUUACACUGCAGCUAUUGAUGUGUGGUCAGUAGGUUGUAUAUUCAUGGAGUUGAUGGAUCGAAAGCCCCUAUUUCCUGGUAGAGAUCAUGUGCAUCAGCUUCGUUUGCUUAUGGAGCUGAUUGGCACUCCAUCAGAAGCUGAGUUGGGGUUUUUGAAUGAAAAUGCAAAGAGAUACAUUCGACAGCUCCCACUUUAUCACCGUCAGUCAUUCACUGAAAAGUUUCCUACAGUCCACCCAGCAGCAAUUGAUCUUGUAGAAAAGAUGUUAACUUUUGAUCCCAGACAGAGGAUUACUGUUGAGGAUGCACUUGCUCAUCCAUACCUAACAUCGCUCCACGACAUCAGCGAUGAACCGGUCUGCACGACCCCCUUCAGCUUUGACUUUGAGCAGCAUGCGCUGACCGAAGAACAGAUGAAGGAGCUUAUUUAUAGGGAAGCUCUUGCAUUCAACCCUGAAUACCAGAAUUAG
This is a messenger RNA of Dovyalis caffra, 1188 nucleotides long. The record is from the annotation of a GenBank genome assembly. Lineage: Eukaryota; Viridiplantae; Streptophyta; Magnoliopsida; Malpighiales; Salicaceae.